Fulmarus glacialis (Northern fulmar) is the source of this 1061-nucleotide messenger RNA. RefSeq names its product cytidine monophosphate (UMP-CMP) kinase 1, cytosolic (gene CMPK1). Lineage: Eukaryota; Metazoa; Chordata; Aves; Procellariiformes; Procellariidae. Gene Ontology annotation, molecular function: ATP binding; UMP kinase activity. Gene Ontology annotation, cellular component: cytoplasm; nucleus. The record is from RefSeq and is a predicted model, not a curated record. The transcript has 6 exons. Gene Ontology annotation, biological process: CDP biosynthetic process; 'de novo' pyrimidine nucleobase biosynthetic process; UDP biosynthetic process. The coding region runs from base 1 to 552 and encodes 183 amino acids.
AUGGGUAUUGACACAGUGUACGAAAGGGAACAGCAGAAAUAUGGCUACACGCACCUUUCUGCUGGUGACCUCCUUCGAGAUGAACGAAAAAGGCCAGGCUCACAGUAUGGAGAACUCAUUGAGAACUACAUUAAGGAGGGGGAAAUUGUACCGGUUGAAAUAACAAUCAGCUUGCUGAAGAGGGCUAUGGAUCAAACAAUGGCUGCCAAUUCCCAGAAGAACAAGUUCUUGAUUGAUGGAUUUCCCAGGAAUGAAGAUAAUCUUCAGGGCUGGAAUAAGACUAUGGAUGGAAAGGCAGAUGUUUCUUUUGUUCUCUUUUUUGAUUGUGACAAUGAGAUAUGUAUUGGGCGCUGUCUUGAAAGAGGCAAGAGCAGUGGUAGGAGUGAUGAUAAUCGGGAGAGUCUGGAAAAGAGAAUUCAUACAUAUCUGCAGUCUACUAAGCCUAUAAUAGAUUUAUAUGAGAGAAUGGGAAAAGUCAGAAAAGUGGAUGCCUCUAAAUCUGUUGAUGAAGUUUUUGAAAAAGUUGUACAAAUUUUCGACAAAGAAGGCUAAUUCCCAGCUUGAGAAUUCAUUUAAACUUGUGCGUGAAUCUUGCUUGAAUAGCUGCUACUGCAGUCCACUCUUCGUAAUUGUUUUAAAAGAUUUUUUUAUUGUUUUUCACAUAUCUAAUGAUGAUUGGAAAAGCAGUUAAUUACAAUGGAUCUGUUUUUUAAAUAGGAAAUAAUUUCUUGUGGCUAUAGUAUACAAAUUUCAGGGUUCUCCAUUAGUACAAGUUCAGUUACUCAUGGCAAAACCACAGUUAAAACAUCUCUCUGAAGCGACUAUUCUGUCACAGUUCUGUGCCUAUCAUGGGCAGCCCUUCUUAUUCCUUAUUGCCAUACGUGGUUUUUUUUGUUUUUUGUUUUUUUUUUUAAGGAUCAACUAAACAGCAGCAUUAAGCAAUGAGGGACCUGUGUGUCCUUGUUUGUUUUUCGGAUGCUUGGACCAAAUUUAGCAGAUAUUUUUUCAGAGUAUAAUUUUGUCAUGAUGUUCCCUGUUAUCACCAAACCUGAAUUCUGUAA